Salvelinus namaycush (lake trout) is the source of this 1182-nucleotide messenger RNA. RefSeq names its product nuclear receptor coactivator 1-like. Bases 847 to 1182 code for a protein of 111 amino acids. NCBI's taxonomy places the organism in Eukaryota, Metazoa, Chordata, Actinopteri, Salmoniformes, Salmonidae. Gene Ontology annotation, molecular function: protein dimerization activity; nuclear receptor binding. The transcript has 6 exons. The record is from RefSeq and is a predicted model, not a curated record. Gene Ontology annotation, biological process: cellular response to hormone stimulus; positive regulation of transcription by RNA polymerase II. Gene Ontology annotation, cellular component: nucleus.
GGCAAAGCACAGCUUGCUUCUUUGCCCUCUCCCCAUGAACGAGCAUCGUACUGAACUUCUGUCAUUGUACGUGCACGAGCUAAACUGUUUGCGUAGCGAGAUGUUGAAAAUGGCGGAGUAUAGAGACCAACGCGACAAUUAAAAUAUUAGUUAACCGUGAAUGACAAUUUCAAAACAAACGCAAGUUCUAUUUCGGAAUAACUUAAUUUAAGGAGAGACAUGGAGUAUAGUUGAACACAUCGAAUUGGUUUUGAAACUGGCUUUGAAUUAGCUAGCGUUGCUAAUCUCGCUAGUUUCAAUAGUGUGAUUUAUUUUUUUUUUAUCGCAGGUUUGUUUGUCAACAUUAGAUGACGUUUAGCCACCAACCAACUUUUCCCUUACCAGUGCCAAACUACAGCACCAGAUCACAUUGUCCAUAGCGUUUGGAAGAGACUUUUACGGAGCGGCGGAUCAGAAAAUCAAGGCAACCGAACUAAUGUUAGCUGGUUGGCUAACUCACGGCUUUAGCUGACAAAUAUUUACAUUAAAUUAGCCACCUAAUGCAUAGUAAUUGCGCAUCUAACGUGACAACUCUGAUAGCUAGAUUGCAUUGAAAUCGAAUAAAUACAGAAGAGAAUCACCAAUCAACUUAUAAGGGGCCUGAGAAACAGGUCCAGCUCGCUCGCCCCUCCCCAAGUGGGAUGGUGCUACAUGACGGGGAGGCCAUGGCGCCGUAGCCCCCUUUCCUGGAUCCUGCCAGCCAGCCCGCCACACCACCUCCCCCCUCAGAGCAGAGGACCACCGCCACAGCAGCCCCCCCCAUGAGUCACCCUGUGGAGCCCUAGAUCAAGUGUGCUAAAGCUCAGAAUGAGUGCUGUAGGGGAAAGGGCACUGGACCCUGCCACAUCAGAGCCUCGUAAGAGGAAGGGCUCGCUAUGCGACAUCUCAGGCCAGAGUGUGGAGAAGCGGCGGCGAGAGCUGGAGUGUCGUUACAUAGACGAGCUGGCCGAGCUCCUGUCUGCCAACAUGGGCGACAUCGCCAGCCUCAACGUCCAGCCAGACAAGUGCCACAUCCUCAAGAGCACCGUGGACCAGAUCCAGCAGAUCAAACGGCGCGAGCAGGACCAUACAAACGCUUCACACCGCGUGGCCGCCGCAGAAAGCGUCUCUAAUAUCACCAGAGGACAAGGUGCAGAGGAGUGA